Messenger RNA from Oppiella nova, 465 nucleotides. The record is from the annotation of a GenBank genome assembly. Lineage: Eukaryota; Metazoa; Arthropoda; Arachnida; Sarcoptiformes; Oppiidae.
AUGAAAGCCACAACCAAUCGCUGCUCCAAACAAUAUGGCGUUCGCCGCACGAGAGGCGCCAUCUGGAGUGAGAGCGACACACUUUCUCGCAAUAUGUCUCUCGAAGAGCGGACUCUCGUCGUGCGCGCCUUCGACUCCCGCGUCCACAAAGACCUUCUGCGCGAACUCUUCGUCCAGGUUUGUGUCCAUUUCCCUGCCUUUCCCUCCACUAACGCCUUCUCCCCAAAGGCCGGUCCCGUCGUGAACGUCGUAUUGCGGACGGACUUCGCGUACAUUGAGUUCGAACACAAGGCGUCCGUCGGAUACGCGCUCGCUCUCUUGGACGGCGUCUGUCUCUAUGGCCGCCAACUCUUCCUCGAGCCCCGAGUCCGCGAUGACUCCGCCUAUCACUUCGUGGACGCCAUCUCUCAGUUCAAUCACGUGAUGAACUCGAAUCCCGACUUCUUCCGCCAAUUCACGGCGCCC